This is a messenger RNA of Rhagoletis pomonella (apple maggot), 1582 nucleotides long. RefSeq lists its product as uncharacterized. The record is from RefSeq and is a predicted model, not a curated record. The transcript has 2 exons. The coding region runs from base 305 to 1108 and encodes 267 amino acids. Lineage: Eukaryota; Metazoa; Arthropoda; Insecta; Diptera; Tephritidae.
AAAAUACUUAUGUAUUUAAAUAUGUAUUUGUAUUUGUAUAUGUGCAUAUAAAAUGCACUCAUAAGCUUAUUAUACUUUAUUUACCAGCUUCGCAUAAUUGUAAUACUUAUAAGCAUAUUCUUGAUACAUUAAACGGUCAGUCCACUCAUAAACCUCAAACCGUCGUGUUCUUUAUUCUCUCUCUACAUGGUAGCAGAGCAAGGUUACUGCUGUAGUGUCGGGUGUCGGAAUUAAAUAAAUAAAAUAAAAAUCAAAAGUGCAAAAUCUGCUGUAAUAAUAAAAAUAAAAUAACGCUUCAAUUAAAAUGGAAAAGGGUUUUGAAGUAGAGAAACUCAAAGGCCAGGAAAAUUUCCACAACUGGUGUUUCGCAAUAAAAAAUAUAUUAGCAUUCAAAGGUCUGCAUAAGUGUAUAACCGAUCCUGUCACAGAAACAAACGCUGAGAAAUUAACUAAUUGCAAAGCCCUGUUAGCUCUAAGCGUAGCGCCAUCGCUGUACGUUCACAUAUCCAGAUGUGAAACAGCGCUAGAAAUAUGGCAGAAACUAAAAAAUCUGUAUGAGGACAAAGGCUUAACAAGAAAAAUUGGGUUAUUAAGAGGCCUGAUCUCUUGCAGAUUAGAAGACUGCGAGAACAUGCAAUCAUACAUUGAUAGAAUUAAAGAUAAUUCUAAUAAAUUAAAUGAAAUUGGUUUUGAGAUAAAUGAGGAUUGGCUGACGGCGAUAGUAUUGGCUGGUUUAACUGAUGCAUAUAAACCAUUUAUAAUGGGAAUUGAAGCAUCAGACUCACAAAUAAAAUCAGAAACAAUAAUCGCUAAACUGUUGGACUCUGAUACCAACACAACCACAAAAAGUGAUGCAUUUCUUAGUAAAAAAAGGUACGAAAAUAAGCAAAAAUACUUACAAAAGAAAAAAUGCACAACUUGUGGAAAGAAACAUGCAGGGGAAUGUCACUACAAGAAAAAUAAUGCACAAAAUGGCACAGCAAAAAAUGCAUUCACAGCGUUAUUAACGAAAAGAAAUAACGACGACUGGUAUCUAGACAGUGGUGCAUCGUCUCAUAUGACACCAAACGAUAAUUUGCUCACUAGCAAAAAAAAAUUCACUCGUUGACAAAAUAAUGUCAGCAAAUGGAACAGCUAUGACAGUAAGUUGCGUUGGCAAAACAUCACUGAAUAUCAACGGGCAAGAAAUUGUAGUUAACGAAAUUCUACACGUGCCCGAUUUAUCAGUAAACCUUCUGUCAGCUGCAAAAAUAGUGAGUCAGGGGAAUGUAAUAAAAUUCGAUGCAACAGGCUGUACAAUACUUAACAAAAACAAAGAAGUAAUUGUACAGUGCAAAGCGGAAAAUGGUGUUUACAAACUGAAGGGAAUCCAAGCAAAAUGCUUGUUAUCAAAACAAACAAAUAACAACGCAAUGCUAUGGCACAGGCGACUUGGACACAUAAAUUUUCAAAGUUUAAAGAAAAUGCGUGACGGCGCUGUUUCUGGUAUUGAUUUCAAUGACGACGAUCAUGAAAUAAAAAAUUGUCAGAUAUGUCCCAAAGGCAAACAAACAAGAAUUCCGUUUAAACAAAGUAACUCAAA